Molecule: messenger RNA, 1431 nt
Organism: Erythranthe guttata (spotted monkey flower)
Lineage: Eukaryota; Viridiplantae; Streptophyta; Magnoliopsida; Lamiales; Phrymaceae
Biological process (GO): defense response to other organism
Cellular component (GO): plasma membrane
Source: RefSeq, a predicted model, not a curated record
GAUAAUUGAUAAUGGAAUAAACCUUUAUUUACACUCCUCAACCAAGUUAUCUCCAAUAUAUAUAUAAACAUAAUAAAUUAAUAAUUAAUAAUUACGUAGUAUAUACAUAUAAUUGCAGUACUGUCACAUGCUGCUGCUUUUUGUGACCGCCAAGCAAGCAAGCAAGGCCACUGUUGAUACUUUCUCUCUCUUCUCAGUAUAAGCAACGUACAAAACUCUCAUUUUUUAAUAUUAAUAAAAUAAUAAAAUAAUCAAAUUAAAAAUUCUAGAGAGAGAAACAAAUAGAGGGUGGCCACAGUCCGUUAGCUGUGGUGGUGGGGGGCUUAACCCUCCUUUUUCCCCUCUUCCCCCAAUUCUCCACCACCAAACAAAACCCUCACCCAAUUCAAUAAUGACAUCCACCACCACCAACGGCGGCGCCCGCCAGUACCACUACUACCCUCCGCCGUCGUCGUCAUCCUCCUCCGCCUCCUUCCGCGGCUGCUGCUGCUGCCUAUUCCUCCUCUUCUCCUUCCUCGCCCUCCUAACCCUCGCCGUCGUACUCGUCGUCCUCCUCGCCGUGAAGCCUAAAAAGCCCGAAUUCGACCUCCAGCAAGUCACCGUCCAGCUCAUGGGCAUCAAUCCCAGCAGUCCAACCGCCGCCGCCGCCGCGGCGACGGUCUCCCUCAACAUCCGUCUUCUGUUCACCGCGGCGAACGACAACAAGGUCGGAAUCAAGUACCGCGAGUCCAGGUUCACCGUCAUGUACCGCGGCGUGCCGCUCGGGUGGGGCUCCGUGCCCGGGUUCGAUCAGCCCGCCCACAGCGUCCGCCGCGUCGAGACCGCCAUCGCCGUCGAUCGGGUCAGCUUGCUGGAAGCCAACGCCGCCGAUUUGGUCAGGGACGCUUCGCUCUACGACCGGGUCGAGCUUCGGGUUGUGGGUGACGUCGGAGCUAAGAUCCGGAUCCUUGGUGUCACUUCGCCUGGGGUGCAGGUAUCGGUGGAUUGUACGAUCGCCAUUAGCCCGAGAAAGCAAACCGUAAUAAACAAGCAAUGUGGAUUCGACGGCCUCACCGUUUGAGAGAGAGAGAGAGACCGAUCACUCGGUAAUGUAAUCUAUUCCACUUCCGCCGCUCGAUUUUUUCAUUCGCUUUCUCUCUCAUGAAAUGAUGAAGAAAGAAAACUAGAGAGAGAAGAAUAUAAUGUCGAAUUUUACAAAGUGAAUAUAAUUUUCCCACUGACGAAACCAGUUACUCCAGAAAACGGAAACAAAAGUUUAGUUGAUCUUGAAUAGCGUAUAUUGAGGAGCAGUUUUCGAGUUUUAACGAGUUUCUAUUUUAUUUUAUUUUAUUUUUUGGGAUUAAAUUUGAUUCUGUGUUCUUUCCAUAUACUUCCACUUCUUGUUUUUAUAUUUAGUUUAAAGUUGUUAUUGGAAGUUAAUUGAUAAUUACA